AUGAACAAACUACGGAAACCUACACCUUCCUCACCUGCAAAUCGUGGACUUAGCGGGCCAGCUCCAAGCAGCUCCAAUGCGCGCACGACUAGCACCCCCGCUCAUUCUGCACGAUCCCCGACGCGCCCACAAACACUGACAGAGGCGCUGAUCGUUCCUUCGUAUCAUACGACAACGCCAGUCGUCUCUAGAACAAUGACUUACGCUACAGCUGACGCGGCCCUCGUCUCCUUCAAACCAUCUCUACCGUCUCCGCCAGUCCCACAACAGCAACAGCCAGCGCUCCGGUACCCCAAGGCGCACGCGCCGCUCCCGAUGUCCCCAGCAGAGCAAUACUGGGCCGCCCGCGCGCUCACAGCGGAGACACUACUGUCGGCGGCGGAGGCGCACCAGCGGGAGGUGCGGAGCGCGGUGGAUGCAGAAGAGGAGAAGCGACUGAGAGACAUCACAGUGCUGCAGAAAGCGCACAGCGAGCGGGAGCACAAGAUGGAGCGCAUUAUGAUGUUUUCCGGGGUGUUCAUUGCGCUCCUCGUAGCCGUGCUCGUUUAUCUCCUCGUUGACCACCACCAUGCACGGCACAAGGGACCAGCGCCCUCGAUGUGGGGCGUGGCCUUGCCGUCCCAUUUUACGAUCCCUAUUCUCUCACCGUGGACGUCCGUCGUGGAGCACGAGGCGUCGGUGAUUGGCGCGAAAACGACGAUCGCCUUCGCGCUGAUCGCGGCGGGACUUGCGUAUGCCAUGUUCAGAUACUGGGCCGCAGCGCGUGGACAUCGGCAACAGCAAUGA
This is a messenger RNA of Heterobasidion irregulare TC 32-1, 786 nucleotides long. RefSeq lists its product as uncharacterized. Lineage: Eukaryota; Fungi; Basidiomycota; Agaricomycetes; Russulales; Bondarzewiaceae. The transcript has 4 exons. The coding region runs from base 1 to 786 and encodes 261 amino acids. The record is from RefSeq and is a predicted model, not a curated record.